AUGGACUUCGCCUUUAACCUGCUCGUCUCCGUCAUCCCGGUGGACCGGGAGAAGAUGACGCAUCAGAUGUUCAUCUUCUGGCUCAUCCUCAGCAGUGGUGGCAUCUCCAUGUACCUGUUCUUCGCCUCCAUAUCCUACUUCACAUACUUUCGCAAGUUGAAGCGGCAGUUCUUUCCCAAGACGAUCGACCCGGAUGAUGCUCGCGAGCUGAAUGAGCAGGUGCGGCAUGAGAUUUGGAUUGCGGUGUGCUCGAUUCCGUUCAUGGCGUUUUUGAUGAUGCCGGCGGCCACCUUCUCGCACCGCGGGUACAGCAAGGUGUACUACAACAUCUCGGACUACGGCUGGGCGUACUUCCUGGUGUCGCCUGUGCUGUUCUUCGCCUUUACGGACUUCAUGGUGUACUGCUUCCACCGUGGGCUGCACCACCCGAUAAUCUACAAGCACGUGCACAAGCUGCACCACACGUACAAGUACACAACGCCCUUCUCGUCGCACGCCUUUAACCCCGUUGACGGCUUCGGUCAGGGCGUUCCGUACUACGUCUUCGUGUAUUUGUUUCCCCUUCACAACAUCCUUUUCAUUGUGCUAUUCUUGGCGGUGAACUUCUGGACGAUCUCCAUCCACGACCAGGUGGACUUUGGUGGGCACUUCAUCAACACAACCGGCCAUCACACGAUCCACCACGAGCUGUCAAACUGCGACUACGGCCAGUACACGACUAUAUGGGACCGCCUGGGUGGGUCGUACCGCCCUGCCGAGCAGACGCAUCACCUGUCGUCCCUGCUGCGCGCUGGCGAUCCCAAGUAUGUGGACCCCGUGUAUGCAUCGUAUCACGAGGAGAAGGGCUUCCUGGCAGGUCGGUUCAAGGAGGAAGCCGCCGCGCGUCGCUCAAAGAAGGUCGGCGCAUAA
Molecule: messenger RNA, 909 nt
Organism: Leishmania mexicana MHOM/GT/2001/U1103
Lineage: Eukaryota; Euglenozoa; Kinetoplastea; Trypanosomatida; Trypanosomatidae
Product: lathosterol oxidase-like protein
Exons: 1
Coding region: 1-909 (302 amino acids)
Biological process (GO): lipid biosynthetic process
Molecular function (GO): oxidoreductase activity; iron ion binding
Source: RefSeq, a predicted model, not a curated record